Molecule: messenger RNA, 1791 nt
Organism: Parnassius apollo (apollo)
Lineage: Eukaryota; Metazoa; Arthropoda; Insecta; Lepidoptera; Papilionidae
Source: the annotation of a GenBank genome assembly
AUGACCUGUUCAAUAGCCGCAGCAGGUGAUGGUGAUCGCGAAGAUGAGAGUAACGGCGAUCUCGGAGUGAAGCAAGGCAUAAAUUUCAACAACUGGUCGGAGGAAUCUCUAAUCAAAAAAUCUUAUAAACUUAAAUACGUAAGCCCAACGACGUCUUUCGCAAUGGAACUUCUUCAGAUCUUCCUCUUCUUAAUACUGUCCGGCUUUUUGGAGAAAUUUAGGCCGGGAAAGUAUGGUGUGCAAUUACCGUGGAACUUUUUUUUACAAAAAAAAUAUUGGACUGCCAAAAUGACAGAGGAGAAAAAGAAAACUGAUAUCAAGAGUAUUUACGACCCGGCCGAUGAGAAAUAUUUUGUAGACCCUCCAGAUGAUUUAAAAGUGGCCGUAACCGUUAAUAACGUGCAAAAGAUUUACAAGGGCAUCCGCACCAAAGUCGUUGCUUUAGACAAAGUAUCUUUAAAGUUUUACAAGGGCGAGAUCACAGUACUUAUUGGACACAAUGGAGCAGGAAAAACAACGCUUUUGUAUAUUAUUGCAGGAAUGCUAAAGCAAUCGUCUGGUAACGUUGAAGUCGAAGAUUUUGACACAGUUUUACAGCAGGCAAAGCUAAAAAGAAAAAUUGGACUGUGCCCCCAACGUAACAUCUUUAUAAAUGAUUUAACAGUAGAAGAGCAUUUGAUAUUCUUCUCUAAGCGUAUAGGGCCGCUGCCUGGGGGUCGCCGGGGCGCGUCUGGAGCUGGCGCUGGACGCGGCAGCAUGCGGGCCGACAGCCAAGUGCGAGGAGCUGCAAGAUCACCUAGCAGCCCCACGCAUCCAUCAUCCCCACCAGACGGCUUGAUGUCGGCAGGGUCCUCUCGGACUCGGCAAGCGGCAUCCGCCGCUGGUGGAGUGCGCCGCGUGCGUUGCACAAGGGAUAUGAACGCAAACGCAUUGCGGGCGUACUAUAGGGCGAAAGGGGAAGAAACUGCGGGGAUAGCGUAUCGGGCUCGGAUGCAUUGCUUUUUUGCUGAGCUGGAGCCGUCUAUUCCCGUCACGGAACAAAACCUGGCAGACCGAGUUCGGUACAUCAUGCGCUUGAAAAUAUUUGAUGAUGCCGAGCUCGAACGACUACGACGUGAGGCCAUUCCCUCAUCGAAUGAAUUGGCUACGGCUGGGGAUGCGGCUCCUCAGGCGACAGACCAGCUGCCCCGCGUAGAAGCCGUCAUGGAUCUUCCAGUUGUGGUUGAAUCAGACGAUGAUGAAAUGAUCUCCCACGAACUAGAGCAAAUGAGGAGUAUAUUGGAAGAGGCGAUUUUGGAAACGCGCAGCAUGCCUCUCGAAAAUCGACCGCGACUUCCCCGCACACCCCUAAGCAAGCGAAAUCGGGCUGUCGUGAGGGCUCUUAACCCAAUGCUGGUAACCUAUUUGGAAGCCAGCCGGGACCUUUGCGAGACGGACUCAGUUCUUUUUGGCACCGUAGUGGCAGCUUGCCAUAUUAUUGGCGCCAAACUUCCCAUAGCUGGACGCGCUACUAAACAAAGUAGCGCCAUCCCAGCCUGGAGAAAAAGAAUUGAGGACCGUAUCGCAAAGGCAAGGGCCCUUAUCGGCAGACUGAUAAGCUUCAGGUCGGGUAAUAAUAGACCAAGGGUUGUGCGCACCGUUAGAAUGGCGUUUGCUGGGACAAAUAUCAGUUUGUCCCAGCCGGAUAUCACGCAGAAACUAACGGAGCGCAUAGACGACCUGAAGCAAAAGAUUGCUGCUUGGGGGAAGCGGAUUCGCCGAUUUACCGAGAGGUCAAGGCGGUUCAACUAG